AUGACACUUUUUGACAGAACUUCAGAUUGCACCCACAGAUUAAUCAAUCUUACAUCUAGUAUUGUCACAAGUGGUGAUGAUAGAAAUAACAACAACAACAACAAAGAUGAAGAUGACAUAGAGAUCUCUGAUACACUUUCGACCAACUCGACAGCUUCAACAGCCGGUGCCACACAGGAGGACGAUGACUUGGCAGAUGACGAUGAUAUUGCACCAACUCAAUUGAUUGAUGACGAUGACUUGAACUUUGGACAGCAAUCUAAUCAAAGCCAACAACAGCAACAACAUAGUAAUAAUGGAGAAGGUGACGAUGGUGAUGGAAUACACUUCAAACAACUCGUUAGAUUAAAGUCAACGUUGAGAGAUCAUAUCAUUCCGUUCAGUGAGUUGUUUGUGGAGCGUGAAAUCGGUAAGGGUUUCUUUGGAAAGGUUUACAAGGGCAGUUGGCGUGGGAAAAGCGUCGCUCUCAAGAAGAUUACGAUCUCGAGAUUCCGUGAUCGCUCGGAAGCCGAUCUGUUCAGCAAGGAGGUGUCGAUCAUCAGCAAGCUAUGUCAUCCGAGGUGUGUUAUGUUUAUUGGCGCAUGCUCGGACGACCCUGCCAACCGGUGCAUCAUCAUGGAGUACAUGGGUGGCGGCUCGCUGCGGCGACUCCUAGACGAGCGCGCCUACCUUGUGAACUCGCGACUUCAACUGACGAUUGCACGCGACAUUGCCGACGGAAUGAACUACCUGCACACCAACUUCCACGAUCCAAUCAUCCACCGUGAUCUCACCAGUUCCAAUGUACUGCUGGAUAUCGAUUACACCGUCGCCAAGAUCAACGAUUUCGGCUUGUCGAAAGAGAUGAAAUCCGGUCCGAACGAGAUGACUGCUGCAAUGGGAUCGCUUGCAUGGAUGGCGCCAGAGUCGUUCCGUGGCGAGAAAUACACAGAGAAAGUCGAUGUCUAUUCCUAUGGAAUUAUACUGUGGGAGUUGAUGACACUGAAGGAUCCAUACUGUGGAAUGGAGCCAUUGAAGAUGGCAUUCCUCGCGGCGGUCGAAGACUAUCGUCCACCACUGACACAGGUUCCACCUUCUUGGAAAUCACUGAUACUCAAAUGUUGGCAUCCGAAACCAGAUCAACGACCUACAUUCCAAGAGAUAUUACAAAUGAUUGAUCAGAUCGAUCAAUCAGUUUCAUAUUCAUCUGUAUUUAAAUUACCUACUACAUCUACAUUUAUUUCAACUACCACCUCUUCAUCAAAUAUCAAUAGUAAUAACAACAACAAUCAACAAGCAGCAACGACAACAACGACAUCAACAACAGCAACAACUAACAAAACAAGUUUUACUUCACAAUUUUCAAAUUUACAACAACAAGGAUCACAACAGCAACUUUCACAACCAAAUGGUUACUAUGCAGCAUCACAGACUAUGGAAUAUGAAACCACACCAACAGUUUUAAUGAAGCAAAGAUCAUCAACUAUUAUAGCAAAUCGACAAAACAAUAUAAGAUCAUUUACGCAGCAACAAUCGACUAUAGAUAUUAGUUGUAUGGAGUUACAUCAACAACGAUUGUUUGUAGGUUACAAGCAAUCAGGUUUCAUCAAAGUGUAUAAUAUAAAUACAGAGUCAUUUUGUAAAUCACUCUCACUCCAAUAUCAAGCAAUGGUAGUCAAUGACAUGUCAAUCAGUAUACUCAACAACAAGAGUUUCUUGGCAUCGGUUGGUAAUGGUUUCAUCAGUUUAUUCGAUUUAGAGAAUCAAGAUGAUAUCGUAUCACCAUUAAAGAAUAUCAAUUUCAACAACAACAACAACAACAACAAUAAUAAUAAUAAUAGUAAUAUAGAUAAAGUUGUUUGGAAUCAACAGAAUAUUGUUACAACAUCAUACUCUGAGAACUGUAUAAAACUCUGGGAUUUAGAAAAAGGUUGUUGUAUCAGUACGAUGGAGGCAGGAUCACCUCAGACCUCGAUCGAUUCACUUCCAUAUCAUCCAUUGAUAGUUAGUGGUGGUCUAGAUAAGAAAGCAAGACUAUGGGAUGCAAGAGCAAGUCAUUGCUUUAGAACAUUCAUCGAAGAUAAUCCUAUUAAAUGUGUAAAGUUUAGAUCUCAUCUAAGUGAUCCUAUAUUAAUGAUUGGUACAACAAAUCCAUCACUUAGAGUUUGGAAUAUGUAUACAUCACAUUGUUUACAGUUAAUCGAACAUCAACAGCCAAUAUUAGAUAUACAUUCGAAUAUCGAUUGUAAAGAGAUAUUGAGUUAUUCAGCGGAUGCCACAAUGAUUAGAUAUAAAUAUGAUGACAUCAAUCAAGAGCAAAUCAAAUUGGUACAGAAAUACCCUGGACAAGACGGUACCACCAUUAGCAGCGCAAGACUAGUCUCACCCAACAAAAUUAUUUAUUCACAAGGAAAUUUAUUACAGUUAUUAUCAACUUGA
Heterostelium album PN500 is the source of this 2418-nucleotide messenger RNA. RefSeq names its product protein kinase. Gene Ontology annotation, molecular function: ATP binding; protein kinase activity; protein binding. NCBI's taxonomy places the organism in Eukaryota, Evosea, Eumycetozoa, Acytosteliales, Acytosteliaceae. The record is from RefSeq and is a predicted model, not a curated record. Gene Ontology annotation, biological process: protein phosphorylation. Bases 1 to 2418 code for a protein of 805 amino acids. The transcript is spliced from 3 exons.